GUCUGGUUUGGGUUUGGUCUCUGGGUGUAGACUUUGCCAGCCAAGGGACCAGGCUUGGAUUUGGUGGGCAGAACUGGAAACAAGAUUGGAGCGAAUGGGACCCAGGAUUGAUCACUCACAAGUGUCUCUGGGCAAAUCUUGUCACUUUCCGGGCUGAUCAGGGCAGUGUGGCAGCAGCCUGAAAGGCAGACCUGCAGCUGCUUUUAUGUGGGGCUUGCCAUGGGGGGCUUGGGACGCUCGGAGGGGAAAGAAGCUGCCUGGCUGGCUGCAAGCUAGGACAGAUGCCACACCAGAGAGCCCCAUCCUCCACCAGCCCCUCCCUGCCUGAUUAAGAGACCCUAAUCAGCUUGGGGAGAUUAAGGGCUCUGGCCUGCUGUUCCCACACCCCCGCCCCAGGCCCGGGCAAAGGAGACCUGUGGGAGGGCGUCAGAAGGAUCGGCCCUGUGACCCCUCACCCCGGCCCUGGGCCCGAGCCCCGGACUUUCCGAGGCCCGCAAUGACAGCCUGCGCCCUCCUCGAAGGUGGGCUUCGGGACCCCCGGCUCUGCGCCCCCGCGUGGUGGGCUCCGUCUCCGCCCGGCCUUUCCCGGACCCUGCCUCGGCUGGGGCUCCUGCUGCUGCUGCUGCUGCUGCUGCUCCUCCUGCCGCGCUCUGCCCUCUCCGCCGUCUUCAAAGUAGGGGUGCUGGGGCCCUGGGCCUGCGAUCCCAUCUUUGCCCGAGCCCGCCCGGACCUGGCCGCCCGCCUGGCCGCCGCCCGCCUGAACCGCGACGCUGCCCUGGAGGGCGGCCCUCGCUUCGAGGUCGCGCUGCUGCCCGAGCCGUGCCGGACGCCUGGCUCGCUGGGGGCGGUGUCUUCCGCGCUCACCCGCGUCUCGGGCCUCGUGGGGCCGGUGAACCCCGCGGCCUGCCGUCCGGCCGAGCUAUUAGCCCAAGAGGCGGGGGUCGCGUUGGUGCCCUGGGGCUGCCCUGGGACGCGGGCGGCGGGAACCACGGCCCCCACGGUGACGCCCGCGGCGGAUGCCCUCUAUGCCCUGCUGCGCGCCUUCCGCUGGGCGCACGUGGCGCUGGUGACCGCCCCCCAGGACCUGUGGGUGGAGGCGGGACGCUCACUGUCCACGGCGCUCAGGGCCCGGGGUCUGCCCGUUGCCUUGGUGACCUCCAUGGAGCCCUCGGACCUGUCUGGAGCCCGGGAAGCCCUGAGGAGGGUCCAGGAUGGGCCCAGAGUCAGAGCAGUGAUCAUGGUGAUGCAUUCGGUCCUGCUGGGCGGCGAGGAGCAGCGCAGCCUACUGGAGGCUGCAGAGGAGCUGGGCCUGGCCGAUGGUUCCCUGGUCUUCCUGCCCUUCGACACGCUCCAUUACGCCUUGUCUCCAGGCCCGGACGCACUGGCCGCGCUCGCCAAUAGCUCCCAGCUUCGCAGGGCCCACGAUGCGGUGCUCACUCUCACGCGUCGCUGUCCGCCGGGAAGCAGCGUGCUGGACAGCCUGCGCAGGGCCCAAGAGCAUCAGGAGCUGCCCUCUGACCUCAAUCUGCAGCAGGUAUCCCCACUCUUCGGCACAAUUUACGACUCGGUCUUCUUGUUGGCCGGGGGCGUGGCACGAGCCAGGGCAGCCGCAGGUGGCGGCUGGGUGUCUGGAGCAGCUGUGGCCCGCCAUGUCCGGGAUGCCCAGGUCACCGGCUUCUGUGGGACCCUGGGAGGAGCCGAGGAGCCCUCAUUCGUGCUACUGGACACGAAUGCGGCAGGGGACCGACUGUUUGCUACAUAUGUGCUGGACCCCACCCAGGGCUUCUUCCGCUCUGCUGGAACCCCAGUGCAUUUUCCUAGAGGGGGACGGGGGCCUGGACCCGACCCCUCGUGUUGGUUCGACCCAGACAUCAUCUGCAAUGGAGGAGUGGAGCCCCGCCUCGUCUUUAUCGGCUUCCUCCUGGUGGUUGGGAUGGGGCUGGCGGGGGCCUUCCUGGCUCAUUAUUUUAGGUACCGGCUUCUUCACAUCCAAAUGGUCUCCGGCCCCAACAAGAUCAUCCUGACUCUGGACGACAUCACUUUUCUCCACCCACAGGGGGGCAGUUCUCGAAAGGUAGCCCAGGGCAGUCGAACAAGUCUGGCGGGCCGCAGCAUGUCAGACGUUCGCAGCCUCCACAGCCAGUACCCGGAUAGCACCAACAUCGGCCUCUACGAGGGAGACUGGGUUUGGCUGAAGAAAUUCCCGGGGGAUCAGCACAUAGCUAUCCGCCCAGCCACCAAGGUGGCCUUCUCCAAGAUCCGGGAGCUCCGGCAUGAGAACGUGGCCCUCUACCUGGGGCUCUUCCUGGCGGGAAGCACAGGCGGUGCGGCGGCCCCCGGGGAAGGCAUGCUGGCCGUGGUCUCAGAGCACUGUGCCCGCGGCUCCCUCCAAGACCUCCUCGCCCAGAGAGACAUAAAGCUGGACUGGAUGUUCAAGUCCUCUCUCCUGCUGGACCUCAUCAAGGGAAUAAGGUAUCUGCACCAUCGAGGCAUGCCCCACGGGCGGCUGAAAUCACGGAACUGCGUGGUGGACGGGAGGUUCAUGCUUAAAAUCACCGACCACGGUCACGGGCGACUGCUGGAAGCACAGAGGGUGCUACCGGAGCCUCCCAGCGCCGAGGACCAGCUAUGGACAGCCCCAGAGCUGCUUCGGGACCCUGCCCUGGAGCGGCGGGGAACACUAGCCGGGGACGUGUUCAGCCUGAGCAUCAUCAUGCAGGAGGUGGUGUGCCGCAGCGCCCCCUACGCCAUGCUGGAGCUGCCUCCUGAGGAAGUGGUGAAGAGGGUGCAGAGCCCCCCGCCGCUGUGCCGGCCCUCAGUGUCCAUGGACCAGGCGCCCAUAGAGUGCAUCCAGCUGAUGAAAAAGUGCUGGGCAGAGCAGCCGGAACUUCGGCCCUCCAUGGAUCGCACCUUUGACCUGUUUAAGAGCAUCAACAAGGGCCGGAAGAUGAACAUUAUCGACUCGAUGCUGCGGAUGCUGGAGCAGUACUCCAGUAACCUGGAGGACCUGAUCCGGGAGCGCACAGAGGAGCUGGAGCUGGAAAAGCAGAAGACGGACCGGCUGCUCACACAGAUGCUGCCUCCGUCUGUGGCAGAGGCUCUGAAGAUGGGGACCCCUGUGGAGCCUGAGUAUUUCGAGGAGGUGACACUGUACUUCAGUGACAUUGUGGGUUUCACCACCAUCUCAGCCAUGAGUGAGCCCAUCGAAGUCGUGGACCUGCUCAACGACCUCUACACGCUUUUCGAUGCCAUCAUCGGCUCUCAUGACGUCUACAAGGUGGAGACAAUUGGGGACGCCUACAUGGUGGCCUCAGGGCUGCCCCAGCGCAACGGGCAGCGGCACGCGGCGGAGAUCGCCAACAUGGCCCUGGACAUCCUCAGCGCCGUGGGCUCCUUCCGCAUGCGCCACAUGCCCGAGGUGCCCGUGCGCAUCCGCAUCGGCCUGCACUCGGGCCCGUGCGUGGCGGGCGUGGUGGGCCUCACCAUGCCGCGGUACUGCCUGUUCGGGGACACGGUCAACACGGCCUCGCGCAUGGAGUCCACGGGGCUGCCUUACCGCAUCCACGUGAACAUGAGCACCGUGCGGAUCCUCUGCGCCCUAGACCAGGGCUUCCAGACGGAGGUGCGGGGCCGCACCGAGCUGAAGGGCAAGGGCGCCGAGGACACGUACUGGCUGGUGGGCAGACGCGGCUUCAACAAGCCCAUCCCCAAACCGCCUGACCUGCAACCGGGGGCCAGCAACCACGGCAUCAGCCUGCAGGAGAUCCCCCCCGAGCGGCGCCAGAAGCUGGAGAAGGCGAGGCCCGGCCAGUUUUCCGGGAAAUGAGACCUGGCCUGGGACAGGAUUAUUCCAGAAGGUCCUUUUCCGGAAAGUUGCUGCUGUAGAUGACCAAAAGUCUGGCUAGUACCAGUGGCUUCUAUCCAGCUGCCUCAAAGGAUACUGGACCUUUGCAAGAGCUGCUUGCAAGCCGGCUGUGAGACCUUGGGAAAGUCUCGUGCGCUCUCUGGGCUGGGCUUCCCCUCCAUGGUGGAAUGAAGAGCAGCCUAGAUGCUUUCCACACAGCCCCAGCCCUGACAGCUGGGCACCAGUGUGAUUGGCCUUGGGAUCUGGGGCGCUGAGCGUGUGGCCUCCAGCCCCAGUGACCCUGAGGUCCAUCAGGAGAUGCUGGACAGGGGGGUUCUCCACUUUCCAGCGCCUCCUGCUCCACCAGAGCAGGGGUGGUCACGUGGCCUGAGGAUUCCAGGGCUUCUGUUUGGCCUCAAGCGUCCUUUCGUUCCACAUCCCUCACCAGUCAGAAACUGGUUCCUUCUCCUGUGGCAUAACCACGUCACUUGCCCAAAUGCAAAGAAAAGCUUGCUUCAAAGCUUUGGGGAGAGGAAUGGAAAUAAACCGCACCAAACCACUCCUGAGCACAGUGCCGA
Messenger RNA from Phacochoerus africanus (Common warthog), 4422 nucleotides. It is a transcript of the gene GUCY2D, whose product is annotated as guanylate cyclase 2D, retinal. NCBI's taxonomy places the organism in Eukaryota, Metazoa, Chordata, Mammalia, Artiodactyla, Suidae. Bases 497 to 3826 code for a protein of 1109 amino acids. The transcript is spliced from 20 exons. The record is from RefSeq and is a predicted model, not a curated record. Gene Ontology annotation, molecular function: protein kinase activity; guanylate cyclase activity; peptide receptor activity. Gene Ontology annotation, biological process: protein phosphorylation; cGMP biosynthetic process; intracellular signal transduction.